Molecule: messenger RNA, 1497 nt
Organism: Halichondria panicea
Lineage: Eukaryota; Metazoa; Porifera; Demospongiae; Suberitida; Halichondriidae
Product: PI-PLC X domain-containing protein 2-like
Exons: 1
Coding region: 57-1322 (421 amino acids)
Biological process (GO): lipid metabolic process
Molecular function (GO): phosphoric diester hydrolase activity
Source: RefSeq, a predicted model, not a curated record
CUGUAAAGGUGGGAGGGGCUUGUAUUCAUUUACAAGGUAAACAAAGCCAGCUGAAAAUGAGCCAAUUGGAAACUCUGUGGAUUAUAAACGCUACGAGCAAAAACCUGAAGUUGACUGGAGUUCAUAGCACUCUCAUGAACCAAUGGAGCUUUACUGACAUUCAAGCACAAAGCCAGAGUAACUUUGCGAUUGAAUUUAAACAGAGCGGCUCAGGGGCUAAAGCCGAUGUUACGUUCCAACUGGAAGGUACAAACACUCGUUUCCAACUCCAAGCCUCAGAUGCAACUGGUAAACAGCUCCAAGUAGACUGGAGCAGCACGGACCCACGUCAAUACACUGUCUUCCCUCCUUUCAUCACCGGCGCUACAGCAGCGAGGGUUCGUUGGGUGCAAAACGGAACUGCUUGUGUCCUGAUACAAGACAAGCCGGCUCUCCUACCCUCUCCAUCACAACUCAGCAAUCUGGGUACGCAAUGGAUGGAGCACUAUUCUGACGUCAUCCACAACCUGACCUUGACUGAGAUGUGCAUACCAGGCACUCACGAUUCCGGAACCUAUCAACCUGAUUUCGUACUCGGACGAGAAUGGAUUCGAACGCAAAGUCUCAGCCUUCGAAAUCAACUCAACUUGGGAAUUCGAUCUCUGGACCUUCGCAUUGGACAGAACAAACCCGGUGAUUACAUCAUCACUCACGAUACCUGGAAGACUAAGUAUUCCCUCAGUCAAGCUCUAACGGAAGUGGUAGAUUUUAUCAAGGCCACAAAAGUGGAAAUCGUAAUUCUGGAUUUUCAUCGCUUCAACAUAUUAAACAAAGGAUCAAGUUUCGAUUUCGACCAACUCAAAGCUCAAGUCAAGUCCACACUCGGAGGUUACUUUGUUCCAGCUCCUGAAGGAGUUGGUAAGACACUGUUUGAGUUGUGGCACCGUCCAAAUGCUGCUCAAGAACGGAUUAUUAUCACAUGGAAUGAUGAUGGCUCUAUUGACCGCAGCUACAUGUGGCCGGGGGUAGACCAACACUGGUACUCCACGGCCGAUAGUCAAGACAAGCUGUUCAAUUUCCUCUCAGCUGAUUUUACUAAUCCUCCCCCGAGGAAUAAAAUGUGGGCCUCGUGUGUGUUCAGAACUGCAAGCGUCUUUCAAACACCAUUUGUGAAUGCCAAAGACCUUAGAGGAAAAGUCGAUAGCUGGUUUUACGGCUGUGCUGAUUGGUCGCUAAAAGCUAACAUACUUAUGACAGACUUUUGUCCCGAUUACAACAAUGUCAUACAUGCUGCUAUCUGUGCAUCUCUACUGAACGGCAACAAGAAACAAUCUCUUCAUUAAUUUUGAAUUCUCUUUGCACGUUAAUUUCACUGCACGUUAAUUCCACUCCCACGUUAUUAGUAUUCGAAACAGUUUUCAUAACAUCAUAAAAAUAUUUGUUUAAAACAUGUUGUUUUGCUGUAAAAAGCAUAAUUAUGUCAUAAAAUACACACAUUUCUGAUUACAUUUGUUCGAA